Molecule: messenger RNA, 2487 nt
Organism: Tetranychus urticae (two-spotted spider mite)
Lineage: Eukaryota; Metazoa; Arthropoda; Arachnida; Trombidiformes; Tetranychidae
Product: glutamate-gated chloride channel
Biological process (GO): monoatomic ion transmembrane transport
Cellular component (GO): membrane
Molecular function (GO): extracellular ligand-gated monoatomic ion channel activity; transmembrane signaling receptor activity
Source: RefSeq, a predicted model, not a curated record
UUCAAUCCAAUUCAGUUGCUCUCUUUAUACUUGUAUUAUUGUUAUAUCAAAAUGUUGAUUCUCAUUAAUUCUGAUCAAUGUAAUUCCCUUUAAAAAUUCAACUUUUUUUCCACCAAUUUUUGCACAAUAAUCAUUUAAAGUUGAACGCGUUUUUACUUUAUAAUGAAACGACAUUUAGACAACCUUUUUACUCGCAAUUGUAACCUUAUUCAGCUUUAAUUGUUUUCCAAUGUUGACGGAUUGAUUGCCAUUGAUGAUCAGUGAUUGUCUUUGAACCAAAGAUGAUGGAGUGUUAACAGUGUUUUUAAAUUGUCCAACCUUGGAUCGACUAUUGACUAUAACUAAUUUAAUGUGCUUUGUGCUCUUUAUAAGUGAUAAUUGUUCAAAGUGAUUUGCAAUCAACUUUAGUGGUUAAAACGGAUUUAAAAACUAAUUUCAAGGGAAACUCGUUGAUAUACUGUACAGUCAGCGAAAUGUAUUAUAUUAUAUUGAAAGUGUUAUUUAUAUAAGAUAUUUAAUAGAUAAAACAAAGCUAUAUUUAUUCAUCAUUUGAUUAAAUUGAUUCCAUUGAUUUACGACCUAAUUGCAACAAUUGUCUAUUGUUUAUCAUUUUGUUUUUAACUUCAAAAGUCACAGUCAAUCAACCAGCAUCCUACCUGUAACAAGUAAUAUUAUUAUAAUAAAAUGGUCAAGUUAAGUGAUAUCAUUGAUUCUCAAUGGAUCAUGUCAACAUUUUUUCUACUUUUAUCAUUAAUUACAUUAGUCAGAUCAACAGCAAAUUUUCGUGCUCGUGAAAAAGAAAUAUUAGAUUCAAUUAUUGGUGAUGGAAGAUAUGAUAGACGUAUAAGACCUUCAGGAGUAAAUACAACUGAUGGAAAGGAUGGACCAGCAAUAGUUCGAGUUAAUAUAUAUGUUCGAAGUAUAUCACGAAUAGAUGAUGUCGCCAUGGAAUACGCACUUCAAAUUACUUUUCGUGAACAAUGGAAAGAUGAUCGCCUUCAAUACCAUGAUCUGGACGGUAAAAUCCGAUUCUUAACGUUAACCGAUCCUGACAGGAUCUGGAAACCUGAUUUGUUUUUCUCAAAUGAAAAAUCAGGACAUUUUCAUAAUAUUAUUAUGCCCAAUGUUUUGUUACGAAUUUAUCCAAAUGGUGAAAUCCUUUACUCCAUUCGAAUCUCACUUGUACUCUUCUGUCCUAUGGAUUUGAGAUUUUUUCCACUCGAUAAACAAGACUGUGAAAUAAAAAUGGCCAGUUAUGGUUAUACAACAGAAGAUCUUGUUUUUCAAUGGAAACGUGAUGAUCCAGUUCAAGUUGUUAAAAACCUUCAUCUUCCUCGAUUCGGUUUAAGUAAUUAUGUAACAGAAUAUUGUACAAGUCGAACAAAUACAGGUGAAUACAGUUGCAUCGUAGUUAGACUUACAUUUAAACGUGAAUUCAGUUAUUAUCUGAUUCAAAUAUAUUUUCCCUGUGUGAUGCUUGUGAUUGUCUCAUGGGUUUCAUUCUGGUUAGACCCUAAUGCUAUUCCAGCCCGAGUUUCACUCGGUGUAACCACUCUAUUAACCAUGGCAACACAAAUAUCUGGUAUAAAUGCCUCUCUUCCACCAGUCAGUUAUAUUAAAGCCAUUGAUGUGUGGACUGAAUCUUGUUUGACCUUUGUUUUCGGGGCUCUACUUGAAUUUGCCCUGGUCAAUUAUGCUUCUCGAAGUGAUGCUCACAGAGCUGCUCAAAGGCGAGCAGCUGCUCCACCACCACCAAGUCAACCUCCGAUUCGUCGUAAAUCACUUGACAUUGAACAAAUACCUUUUGAUCCAGAAUCAUAUGAAAAUGAACCAUUGGCCUUUCCAAAGAAACCAUUGGUCCGAGGUGUUGAUAACCUUGCAGAAAAACUUCGAGUCUGUGAGAUUCAUUCAGGACCACCAAAUAGGAAUCCCAUUUCUCGCUGGCUCGCUCGAUUUCCAAGCCGUUCCAAGCAAAUUGACGUACUUAGCCGAAUCUGUUUCCCUGUUUGUUUCCUUUGUUUCAACCUUGUAUAUUGGACGCGUUAUUUGAAUGCAGAAGAUCAAGCAGAAUCAUAGUUAAAUGAAAAGGAAAUUGAAAUUUUUGAAAAGAAGCACACAAAAACGCAAGACAAAUGAUUGAAGUCAAAGGUUGAAAGAUUAAUGGACGAUCUUCAUAUAUAAAUGUAUAAAUAAUAUCCAAGCCAAAGAGCCAUUGAUACUAAUGACAACAAAAUUUCUUACCAUCAAAAAUCUCUCUCCUUCAAUCGCGAAAACCUAUGUUAAACACUAACAAAAAAAACUUUUACCACUUUAUUCACUUGUUCCUAAUUAUCAAUCUUUUACGGCUAUUCUCAUCCUUCCUUCCUCUUCUUCCAACUUUUCAUCCACCUCUUACCUGCCAACAUUGUACCCUGUUUUAUUUAAACAAAACUUAACUGCUGUUGUAAUAAUAAAAGGAUAAAGACAAAUAAAAACAAUUCAAGUUUU